GGCGCGGCCGUUCCGGCCCGUUGUCACUGACGCUCCGCGGUCGCUGGGGCUGCCGCUGCGGAGCCGAGCGGGGAGCCCGGCCGGCGGGUAAGUGGCCCCGGGGGGGCUGCCCUUCCCCUCCCCCGGUCAAGCUGCGGUGCCGAGCGGGAGGCGUCCCGACGCCUCCUCUCCUCACGGCGGUGCGGACAAGGCCCACGACGUUGCGCAUUUCCCGGCUCCUCGGGCGGUUGCGGCGAGGCCAGGGCGGGCGGGGGGAGAAGGAGGCGGAGGCGGCGACGGCGGCGGCAGCGGCAGGCGGCGUGGCGACAGGCCUCCCCUGCGCUGGGAUUCUGAAUAUGGAGUGGGGAGGAGAGUAUUCUCUUGAUUCUUCCAAUUUAGACUGUUUGUUAAAUGUCCUCCCUGGAGAACUGGAGUUUCAACAGAUCCUUAAUGAUCUUGAUGAAAAAAUAAAGAAGAAUUCUUCUAGCAUGGAACAAUGUCUUAAAGACCUGCAAUCAGAAGUAAAUGAAAUAUGUACUGAUGAAAUGCUACAAAGCACAGAUGACUGCCUUCAGUGGUUAAACAACUGCAGUUUUGUUUCUCUCCGUCCUUCAUCUACACAACAUGGAGAGCUGAUGGCUUUCCUUAGGACUCUGCAAAGAUUGCUGAAGAAUGAGCAAAAUCAAGAAGAAAUGAUUCUUCACUUCCUUCUGGAUCUCUCUAGUCAGUGUGGUGUCUCAUUUCCCUCUUCUCCAAGUGGAAUGUCUUUUGAGUUUACAUCUUCUCUUCAUGCCAUUGAGGAUGAUUCAACAAUGGACGUGAAAUCUCUCUGGGAUGAUGUGAGACUGCAUCUUCGACGAUUUUUAGUAAACAGACUGCAAAGUCAAGAAGAGACGAAUCCCAGUGCUUCACAACAACAAAUACAGCUUAAAACUCAGUGCAUACAGCAACUUCUGUUUCUUUAUCCUGGAUCAGAAGUCUUAUCAAAGUAUCAAAAUAUGCAGAAUAAGAUGGUUCGUGAUCUUCUACAGAACUGUGUUUUGUCUAGCUGUGGUGAAACAAAUUUUGAUAAGGUUGUUCAUGGCUACCAAAGUUCCAUACCCACAUUAUGCACAAUAAUAAAAGAGGAUUUCUAUAUCCUAAGUGGAACUAUCGAUCCUUCUUCAUCAUUGAAGUUUAUAAAUGAAACUUAUCUGGAUACUAUCACUGAAGAAAUAACAGUUCUUCUUGAAAGACUUUGUGAGCUGCAGUUCAAAGAAAAUGCUCUGCACGUAGUUAAGGCAAACAAGAUUUCAAAGAAGCAUAGGAGAACGGUUCAUGCUGUGGCCUCCCAAGAAUACCACAAAAAAGGAAGGAACUUCUGUUUAACAUUGUAUCAACUCAAAUGUCUUUCUCAACUCAUCAAACUCUUUUUAUUCAUGGAAGAAAAAAUAGAAGAACUCUCUGCAGAAAUUCUGUUGAUGCCUUUGUUUAGUGAGAAGAAUAAGAAUGUUCAAGGAGUUCUGAAGAAAGCUAGUGGGGAGCUUUUAAUAGGAGAAACUAGAGCAAAUGAAGCCAGUGUGCUUCCUGAACCGUUACUUCAGGUAAAAGAGCCUAUUUCACUGAAUUUUGGUUGGAGAAAUGCAUUUAAAGACCUGUCUUCUUCAGUGGCACACUGUAUAACAAUAGCAAUUCAGGAUUUUUCAACUAAAAUUCUUCAACAUGAGCAGCAAGAACAGUCGUCAGCUGCAGGCUAUGCAAUGAGUCUUGUAAACAACCAGCAAAUAAGGGAGACCUGCAGAGCAGUCCAACAGGAGGAGCAACCAAAACGAAUUGCUAAGUUUUGUUCUGACAUCAUGGGAGAACUUGACACACUGCUUCCAUUGGCUCUGGCAUGCAGAGAUGAUUCUCUUCAGGAAAUUAGAGCAAAUUUUGUAGAGGCUUGCAGCAAAGUAGCAACAGCUGUCCUGGCAAGACUAGAGGAGAAAAGUGAAGACGUUCCCUCCAAGGCUCCACUGCAAAACUUGUACGCUGCUCUUUCCACAGCAAUAUAUGUCUACCAGCAUUUUACAAUGUAUAGCAAUUUAAUGAGAGAAAGCAGCAAAAAACCUCUUUUCUUAGUGCCUGUCCAACAAUAUCAGGAAUUCAUCAAUGUUCUUCAGUUUCAAGUUACGAACUACUGCGUCAGAGUUUGUGCUACAAGCAUUUUGCAGGAUGCUGAGAGCCACCACUGGGAUGACUACAAAGCUUUUUAUGAGGGUGAAAGAUGCUCAUUCUCAGUCCAGAUGUGGCAUUACUUCUGCUGUGCGCUUCACCAUGAUCUAUGGACUAUUCUACCUCCCAAGUUAGCCCAGGAGAUUCUUACAGAUGUGCUAGAGCAAUCUUUGGCUGUGCUGUCCUCCAGAUAUUCCCAGGCCUGUCCUAGUUAUAAGCGAACACCACAAAUCAGAAUAGAUAUUGCAGCAAUUUUGAUGUCCACUGAAAAUAUGCUGUGGUCAGUUUGCAGCUCAGUCCAGGAAUUUCUGAAUCCACAUGAAGACAGGGAUCUCAAGAUCUAUAAAAUACAUAGCCACUGCAAUAAUAUGCUCUCUGUGCUAGCUAUUUUAACUUCACCACUGAAAGAUUUGUAUGAGAUGCUUCUGAACAAUUCUGGAGAACAUCCUCCUCAUGGUUUUUUUGACAGCUUUUAUAAUCCGUUACACUGGUUAUUUUGCAUACCAUCAUCCAGUGCUUCCUUACUGAAGAGUCCAUCAGCCAGAGAAAUGGCAGCCCAGGGUCAACUGAAACUGCUCUUAUCCCAGCCAUAUUGUAAUUUGAACUUGCUCUUGGAAACCUUGCUAUAUCAUGAUUGUCUCUUGGUGAAAAUUUUACUGAAAAGUUCAAGAAGUGAGGUAUUGGCUGGCGAUGAACAAAGUUCUCUCUCAGAUGAGAUAAAUAACAAAGAGCCUACUCUGAUUGAAACUAUCUUCGCUAUAUUGUCUGACUGCAUUUUAUCACCCAAAUCACUUGGCAUUGCUUUUGAGGCCUACAUGGAAAAAGAACAGUUGUGGGAUUGCUUAUACAAUAUGACAGUUUCCAGUUGUGGCGAGUCAGAACCAGAGGUUAUCAGAUGCUUGAAGCUGACUUUGAUUAAUUCAGUCAAGGGUAUAGUGAAGCAGAUCGUUUCUUUGAUGCAUUCGUGGGAGGCAACAGAAAACUAUGGAACGUAUCAGCACAAGCAAAUUGUUCCUGAAAGUUUACUGAAAACAGUUCCAAAGGAAUGGAAUUAUACACCUCGGGAAAUGAAGAGGAAGGAAUCUGGGAAAUGCUUCACAAGGCUUGCAGCUCAGGCAGUAUCUAUUGUAAUCAGCAAGUUACCUACAGUGAUUGCAUGUUUGCCUCCCCCAAUUAAGUACUUCUUUUUUCUGGCUGAGAGAAAAAUGUCAAGAAACUUUGCUGAAUUGAAGAAAGCUGGUCUGCUUGUCUGGAACUUGAUUGUAAUUAUAUGUCGGAUAUUUGAGGAUGGAAAUACUGCAGAACUUUUAACAGGUGCAACACUUGACAGAUGGAGCAAAGAAAAACUCAGUUUAGUUCGUGUAUGCUUAGAAAGUAUUAUGGGAAAACAGAAAAGUGGUCCUAAGCAAGUGACCCAGAAGGUUAUACAGAGCAUAGAACAGCAAAGACCAAACUGGAUUGAAAGCCAGUUGCUGAAGGCAAGAAAACUGAGCACAGACUGUGGCUCGGAUGCAAUAGAAGGUGCAGUGUUAGAGCAAGAAGGCAUUGCAUUUGGAUUCACUGAGCAGAAAAUAAACAUGAUGGUCCUGGAUAUCUGCCACAAACCAGGUGGCAGUGAGUACCUGAGGCAAAUUUAUCACAUCAUCCGGCUCAAUGAGGAAUAUUUGAACGAGCAACUGUCUUGUGAGAAUUCUCCUGAAGAGAAUAUUACUUCCAAUCAAAGCUUGCUUUUGACACUGAAGGGCAGAGAGGAGCAAGCUGUCUUCAACCCCUUCCAGGUGCACAGCCAGUCUUGUGCGAAAGUGUUCAAUCAGUCAACCAUUACUGAAUGGAACUGGGAUUGGUCAGACUUGCUGCCAAGUUGUUUGGGACUGAAUCAGAUGACCUUCAGGGUGCUGCUGACACACAGAAACUAUGGUGACAAUUUCAAGCACGCUAUUUGCAGGUAAAAGAUGGGGUUUUUUUGCCACAUUUUCAGUAUAAUACUAGAACUGAAUGCCCUAACCGUUUAAUUGCACCUCAAUUUUACAUAUAGAAUAUUUGUUCAGUUUACUUACACUCUUCUUAAUUCGACUAAAAUGAAUUCUUCCCUGACCCAAAUUGUUAUUUUCUAAAAUUUUGAUACAGCUGCACAGGAAGUAACACUGGCAAAAACAUGCUCUCCCUUUUGCCAUCCAGUUCUUCUACCUUAUCCACUUCCAGGCAGAAUGUGUGGCUACAUGAACUUUCUGAUUUGUACCAGUAGUGCCAUUUUUAUGUUAAAUGACAGAGAGAAUUCAGUAAUAUUCCUUCCUGUGAUAGUUAGCUGAUCACUAACAUUUAUUCUUCAUUUAAAAAUGGGUUAGCUUGCCCUUUUGAAAGAGAGCCUAAUAGAAAUUCUUAGACUGAAAACGUUCUUUAUACUUCCCUUUAAGUUGAUGUGCUCAAUAUGAACCAAACAAAGUAGAGAGAACCGCUCUGAUUGCAGAGGAAACAUUUUCUGUGGUCACUUCAUCUUCCCUGAUGUCUUGAAAACAUUCCACUUUUCUUUAGAUCUCUGUAUAAAUUUAGGAAAGAAGUCAUGUGUAUACAUCUUCUCCAUAUUUCACACUUUUAUUGUAUGUUCUAUUGUUGCAUCUUUCUUUUCUUUUCUUUUUCCUUCUAAUAAUUGCCCUAAUUGUUGUCAUUCUUCCUAAUUUGAAAAUGUCUCCAUUCAUUGCCCUUCUACGUGAUAUGGAAAUUCUCAUCUAGAAGUGACAUUAUGCAAGACAUUAAUGAUUAGUUCAUGGAUUUAUUAUUCAAACUUCUCUCUACUUUAAAGACCAACAGAUCAUCUAAAUCCCUUGUGAGCCUUAAGCAGAGCUGCUAGUCCUGACAUCCACCAUAAUGACCAGCAUCUCCUACACAGCUUGUCUUUAUAUGGCUCAAUUUUUAGUAUAGCUGAAGUUUGUCUACCCUUGUUUUCUAGAUAGACAGGCCAAUUCUAGCUAGUCUUGUAGUUACUCAAACAAGUUUUGCAGUGACUCACAUAAGCCAUAUCUUUUGGUGAUGUUUCAUACUCCUUAAAAUUACACAGGUUUCAAUCUUACUCAUGCUCAUGGCUUAAGGAUCAGGCUAAGUGGGUGUGUGAUUAUUUUGACCUUGAUUUGUGGAUCCAUCCUGUUUUUACCAUUUCCUAUCUCUGGUGAGAUGAACAAAAUGAAGGACAGUACUUAAAAAGAGUCAGAAUCAUCAUACUGUUAUAAUUACUCAUCUCAUUUCUGUAACGUAUGCCAAAGCUUUCCCUUAGCAGUUACUUUUACGCAGCCCAGAAUACCUUUACCUGCUCAAAGUGGUCAUGAGGUUUGUUUCUUUUUAUAUUUAGAAAGAAAUAUUAUCUAAUGUACAUGAAGAAAAAUAAUAUGUUCUGCUCUCUUUUUUUGGGGGGGAAGGGGGGGGGGGCGAGGAAGACAGUUCGGAAAUGCUUAGGGGAUUCAUUUACAAGGGAAAUGUUCCUCUAACCUAGUUAAUGACUGAGUUAGGUGGAACGGGGUUAUGGGACUAUUGUCCCAGAGCCAGUGAGUGGUAGGCAAAUUAAUUGGUUGGUGGUUAGGGGAAAGUAAGACGCUUUUAGGACUGGUUAAAAACAGAAUGAAUGGUUGCAUACUGCUUAUUGUUGGCUCCACAUGAGGGCAUGAAUCUAUUCCAUCAAAUCCAACGCUUACUUCAAAGUAAGUAUUUAGAAGACUUCAAAUGAAAGAUGUGUGUUGUUGAUGUUAUCAUGUGAUUUCAAUCUUAUCAAAUGUAGAAGGUUAUCAAAAAUAGCCUGUUAGAAUUGAUCAUUAGGUGGAAACAGAAAAAAAACAGUUAAUACCUUUUGAAACUGUAAAAAAAAAAGUUACAGACAGAAAACUUCAUUCACUUUCUGGCUUUAUUUCUGAUUAUUUCUAUAUGUAGUUCUAGCUGCAAGAAUGAAUGUUAAAACACACUUUUUAUUGUACUUAAAGUAAUAGCGUAUAAACAUUCAGCUAAUUUAUAGUAUUUGAUUUAACCAAGUUUUCAAGCAUAUCCCAUAUAGUCAUGCAGAUACAUGCUGCUUUAUUAAAUCUUGGUGUUCAGUUUUACAUCCUUACUUAAUUUCAUCAUCAAAUUAUCUUUACCUCUAAUACAUUCAUUGAGACAAGAAGACCAUGUGCUUUUUGUUAUUAUUUAAUUGAUGUAUAUUUCAACUUUUAAUGAUUGUGUUACUCAUAAAGUAAAGAUUGUUACUGCCUGGCUAAGUUACAUUGAAAUCAUUUGUGCAGAUUGUUCUAUCAGCUGUCAUUAUCUUUUCUUGUUAGCUGCUUGGCAAUUUCUCUGUAGACACUGCAACAUUAGGACAUACUUCAGUGACUGUAGUGGGUCGCCUUGGCCAGUAACUAGGCAUCUAUACAGCCCCUUGCUCACACCUCUGCAGUAGGUCAGUGUGGGGAGAAUUGGAGGGGUCAAAGUGAGAAAACUGAUGGGUUUAGAUCAAGAUAGUUUAAUACGUGAAAUGAAAGUCGUGCACACAAGCAAAGCAAAAUAGGGAGCUCCUUCACUUCUACCCAGCAGGCAGAUGUUUAGGCAUUCCAGACAAGCAGGGCUCAUCACACUUAAUGGGUAUCUGAGCAGACAAACACCACAAUCUGAACGUCACACCCUUUUCUCAUCUGUUCCCCCAGCUUUCCUUGCUAAGCACAGUGCCAUAGGGUUUGGCCUGCCCUCUUGAGAUCAAGUGUCUUGACCGCAUCCUCUCAUAGCCUCUUGUGUGCCUACUUGCUGAGGAGGCAGAGUGGGAAAAAGAGAAAGCCUUGGCACUGUGUUGAGUGACUGAAAAAAUGCUAGUGCGUUAUUAGUUCUAUUUUAGACACAAAUGGAUAGCAUGGCAUCUGGGGAGAAGGAGGCUGAAGGGAGACCUUAUUGUUCUCUUCCAAUAUCUGAAAGGUUCUUUCAGCGAGAGUAAGGUUGGUCUUUUCUCCCUGGUGACAGGUGACAGGAUGAGGGGAAAUGCCCUCAAGUUGCACCAGGGUAAGUUUAGGUUGGAUAUCAGGAAAAACAUCUUUACAGAAAGGGUUGUAAAGCACUGAAAUAGGCUCCCCAGGGAGGUGGAUGAGUUACCAUCCCUGGAUGUGUUUAAAAACCAUUUGGAUGUGGUGCUCAGCCAUGGUUUAGCGGAAGGUUGUUAGAGUUAGGCUAGUAUGGUUAAGUCAUGGUUGGACUCGAUGAUCUUUAAGGUCUUUUCCAGCCUGAGCAAUUCUAUGGUCCUAUAGUUCUAUUCAUUUUCAUCAUAUAAAGAAAAUGAACUCUGUCACAACUGAACCAAGUGCAGCAACUCAUGCACAAAAGUAAAUUCACCUUCUUGUUCAUGCAUUCUCCUUUAUACUGGUGUACGAUACUUAACUCUGUUUUCAGAGGAUUGUCUCAGCCAACAUAUACGAUGUUAGAAUACAUAUGUACAAUAUAACAUUUGGUUGUGUUUUGUGAUGUGACCUUCUGUUGUUCUACAGAACAUUCAGCUUCACUUGUUAUGUUACUGUAGCGAAUAGCUACAUUUCACUCACUAUAAAUAUGAGAAACAGCCUAGAACUUUUUGAAUCACAGGGAUCCAUUGCCCAAUACUGCAGUAAGUUGCAAUUCUGAGAACUGGGGGCAUUCCGUCCUUUGCAGUUAGGAAAGUUCCAUGGAGCAGUAGGUACCAAUGCAGGUCCUAUAUGAAUGUUGAUUUCAUGGUAGUGAUGUGCUCGUCUGAGUGUGAAUGUGUGAGCAGGAGCAUUCAGGGAGCUCCAGAAAUAGAGAACUCAUGCCUGUGGCAAAGCCAACAGAGGUCUAAGUAUCAUAAGAUACUAAGAAUCAGCAUCCUAGGAACUUAAAAAUAAGGAAUACAUUGUUUUGCUGUAAAUGCGUCAGAUAAAAAACUAUGCCAGGCACUAUGAAGAAAAUAAACUAUCUCCCUGAAACCAGCUGAAGCCAGUGCAGUAUAAAGAAUUAUUCAAGUUAAAAGCAGUAUUUGUUCAAGUGGAUAAGAACUGCUGUGAAAUGUAAAUGGUGUAGACUGCAGAUUAAAAGAUUUCCAGCAGACCAGUAUAGCUCAAGAACAGUUCUCCAGAAAACAUUUGAACAGUGAUAGGAACAUAAAUAGUUUUUAAGUAGAAACUGGGUAGAUUCAGUGGUUUAUGUCCAGCCAUGCGUUCUUUUGAUUAAAUAUUCUCAAAGACCCAACAACUUUUCAGAGUGAAAAACCUGGAAUUGUUUAUGUAUUGGCUUGAGGUAAGCUAUCAAAAAGUAAUAUGUUUUCUACUAAAUUUAGGUAAAAUAUGUAUGCUUUGUAGUAAUAUUUGCUGCCAAAUAUGCACAAAUUCUCAUGUUCUUUUCACUUUACAGUUUUUCUUAAUGUAGUCCAGACUGGUAAAUUAGAAGUUUAGUACUGUUUACAUGUGACACUGUUUUUUACCAAAGUAAAGUUUCCUUGAUAUUAAGUUGCUAUCCUGAUAUAAAGAAAAUCUUUUUUUUUUUCUUUUUUAAAUGCUUUGACUGUACUUAAAGAGAACCAUUCACUUGCCUUUUAUGUACAACUUUAUCAGCAUAAUUGUGGCAUUUUUUUCACGCACUAGGGUUGGGUGAUAAAAUCACAUACAUAUAUUCAUAUAUAUAUAUACAUAUAUAUGAUAUAUAUAUAUAUAUACAUAUAUAUAAAACCACUAAUUAAGGUUAAUAAAACUGAAAUGCAGUAAAAAACUCUUGUUUAGAAUUUUGUAUGAUUGCAGGGCAAAUCUGCAUAGCUCUUGUAUAUUCUAGUGGAUACACAGACACCAUCUGUUGUGAAUGGUAGCCAUAUGGUGAACUAUUUAUAGAAAAUGUUUAUAUUCAUUGUGUUGUUGAUUAUCUUGAUAUCCAGAAAAUGCUCUUUUAAAAUCCAGUUUAUCAACACAUGGAAAAAUUUAUUAUGUAGUUUUGAAAUUGAAGAGAAUGUCAGCAAACUUGCAUGCACUUUGCUAGUUGUGAAAGAUUUUUAUGCAACUGUCACAAGUCCAAGUCAGAGGAAUGAAUGAAGAUACCAAGGGUAUGGAAAGGUAGCAAGUUCUCUGACAAUUUUCUUUGUAGUAGAAACAAAUGGUGGGAUAGGAGUUACUGGCAGUAUGCCAAGAUAAAGGCCCUAUCUGCAUGGCGGGGGAUGCCAGUCUUAUGUCUAGUGUACUUUUGGAUGUGUCAGUCCAACCUUCUUUUAAAUAAGAGAUGCUCCUUUAUGUACGCGCACUGCUAGAUACUGGAAAUCAGUAUUGGUGCUAUAUCUACAACUAUUAAUGAUGUGUUGGUGAAGAACUGUGAUGCCAUUAAUACUGAAGCAAUUACCACCUGCUCAGUGAGUUUAUAAUGGAUGCCCUUAUAGUGCAUAUGUGUACAAGCUUUCUAAAAUGCAAGGAAGGCAUUCCUCGUUGUAUCUCAUUGUUACCAGAUCACUGGCUUUCUCCUGGUUGAUCACAGACACAGUGAGGAUUAGAACCUAGUGCUAAUUCAAAAAGGGGGGAAAAAGUCACUGGGAUUUUUGGAUAGGCAAUAAUUUUUUUCCACAAGUGAGCUGGUCAAUAAGAAGACAUAUGUCAGAUCCAUCAACACAAGAGUUAUCCUCCAUCUGCUUAUCUCCUUCUUAUAUGACAAAUGAAACUAUAUCCCGACUUCAAAGAAUCUGUCAGAAAACAUUUAAUUCUUUGCAUGGCAGUUAUAAAGCAUUGGUGACAGAAUGCACAUUGCUGAGCAAAAGGAAAGAGUAUACUUUGUAAAUACUGUUUGAGUGCAAUUCCAACCAGUAUUAUGUAUACAUUUGUAGCACAAAUUGUGCAGGAAAGGGAACCUGAAGUUGAGACUUCGCAUAUGAAGUAUGCCUUAGAUGUUUCUAGGUGCUAGCAGUCUGUCUCUCCUGCUAACAUGUUGGUCAAUCCUGUAUAAAAAACAAUAUACUUAAAUAACUUUCACAAAAAGAAAAAAAAAAGCUAAAAAGGAAGGGACUGAUGUAUCUCAGUUCAUGUGAACUCCUUUUUAAUAUGUGGAAAUACUUUAUCAUUAUGCCUUUGCAUACCUGGGAUAAGAAGUGUGUACUUAACAGCUCUGUUUGAAGGAACACUGAUAAAAGUACUUCAGUAAAGUUUCAGUCUGACUUGAUACUUUCAAUUGCUCAAAACUUGCUUCUAAAAGAAAAUUUUAAAAAGAGCUAUAUUGUGUAAAGAGCUGCCUAUCUGUCAAAGCAUAGGCCUGUUAUGCAAGCCAUUUUUACGAGGUUAUUUCACUGCAUCUUGCUUUCUCCAUUGAAAUUAGAUAGCAUUUGUGAGUGUGUUUGUGUUCUUCUUUAUGUUU
Molecule: messenger RNA, 10500 nt
Organism: Gallus gallus (chicken)
Lineage: Eukaryota; Metazoa; Chordata; Aves; Galliformes; Phasianidae
Product: KIAA0825
Exons: 20
Coding region: 336-4121 (1261 amino acids)
Source: RefSeq, a predicted model, not a curated record